GUGAUAGACACACAAAUAGGAACAGUCACCGCAGGUUUAUUUCCUCAUUACACUACAUCAUGUCGGUUAUGGUUUCGAGUCUCUUAUUUAGUCUUUUGUGUGUUCUGUGUGUGGUCGUGGUCCAGGCUGCAGAUGAAAAUGAUUGCUUUAGUUAUUUGGACCGAAAUGAUCUCUUCCAUGAUGAGCAGGCAUGUGGCAGAAAGCACUGCUGUGGAGAAUGCAGUAGACGAUACUGCUGCAGUGAAAAGAAAUACCAGCUAAAUCAGGAACUCUGUCCAGAGAGAUCUCUCUCUCUGACAAAAAGCAAAAUUGCUGUGAUUGUUGGAAGUACCAUAGGGACUAUAGUCCUUGUAACCCUAUGUGUGAGUGUCAUGAUCUGCUGUAUCGCUCCUUGUUGCUUGUGCUACAAGAAAUGUCGAAAAAGGCCCGACCAAAGACAGAUAAUUGUGAUAAAUUCCAACCCAUCCCAGCAGCCGCCCCACCCAGGCUAUCAGGCUGUGCCUGCAGGCCCGCCCAUGCCCACAGCUCCACCACCCUCAUACCAAGAAAUCAUCAAUCCUACUGAUUUUCCUGUUCCAUCCGGGCACCCCUUGAAACGUCUAAGCCAGCCUUGUGCACCGCCACCAUAUUCAGAUAACCCUCAACCACCACCAUUCAACCCUUCUUAUUAUCCAAACUCUUAAAAGUACAUAGCGUACCAGACUGCUUAUUACACCACACUGCAGCUUUUAAAGACCCAGGGAUGGAUGUAGAAACAAUGUUGUGUAUGCCUGUUCUCCACAAAGAAGCUGGUUUUAUAUAAAGAAAGAUUGUGAUGUGUCUCAGUUUUACAUUCAGUGAAAAUGUGCUUUUUCUUUGUGGUUGCUGACAUUGUCUAAUGACUAAUGACUGUGGCUCACACAGUGCUUUUAUAUGCAAGUAAAUAAUAACUCCACAACAUUUAUGAAGUGAGUUUUAUGAUUCAGGAUAUCUGCCUCUGCAUUAGUUUGUGAUAUUUUCUUGAGAUCAUUGAGAUGAUUUCUACACUUUUUUUGCUUCAAUCUGAUAUAUAUUUGUGGUGUUAUGUUGGAAACUAUCCAAUUUUACCUUUUCUAGAAAUGGUUACAAAAAAUAAAUUAAUUAUUAAUAGUAAUAAUUUUAUUUCCUGGGUCAAUACUUGACUCUGAAUUGAACUUUGGAGGUAAUUGCUUCUAAGUUGGGUGAUGCACCACCUCAUAACCUCCUUUGUGUUAGCAUCAAUAUCUGCUGGAGACUAGAUGCGACUGGGAAUUUGACUCGUACACAUAGAUUUCACAUUUAUUCAAACUUAGAAAGAAGACCAUAAGUAUGCAUGGCUUUAAAAAUGUGAAGAAAGGAAUGUGUAUGCAUGUUUGUGUACUUGAGCAUAGAACAUUUUUCCACAGAAUCAGAGGCUUUUUUUUGUUUGUUUCUGGCCCCUGGUUGGACUGCCAUUCUCACGGGAAUGUAAGAUGUGUGGAUUAUUUUGCGUUUGCAUGAUGAUAAUUUAGAAAUUUUGAUCAGCAUUUACUCUUUGAAUAUUAAAGCCAAUAAUAAUGGGCAGCGUGGUGACGUGGUGGUUAGCCUCAUAGCUAGAAGGUCUGGGUUUGAAUCCGCCUUGGCCCAGGCAUGACAGCUGAGAUAGGCUCCAAUGUUGUGUUUGUUACACAUGGUGUUUGUCUGAAUACGUCCCUGUCAGCUAGCAAUGUAUUUAUUAUACAAUGGAUUUAUUUUGAAAUACAAUACCAGUCAAAAGUUUGGACACACUUACCCAUUCAUAUGAAUCUCCAACAUUACUGGCUGAAAUGCACAUGGGUUUUGUGUGAGCAAAGUAAGAUGGUAGGUAAUUAAAAGAGAGUCACUCUGGUGACACAUAAAACUUUAACUUUAAGCUCCACAUACAUUUGCUCAGUAACCCAUUAAUCUUACAGACUGAAAGCAACACAGCCACUGCAGACAAAGCAACAGUGUCAGUGUGUGUGAGAGCAGAAGAACUGUGCCGUAGUUUAGUAAUAAAAGCACUGCAGGAAUCGGUGAGUUCUGUAAAAUGUUUUGAUGUUGCUUUGCAAAAAUGCCAGCAGUUAUCAAUAUCACAAAUAGAUCAUUAAUAUAGAAGCUCUGAUGGGUUAUAAUCCAGUACUUAAAAAGUUAUGGGGAAGAUAUGGUUCCCUACAGACUGUUGGCAGUCUGUGGGCAGCUUCAGAACUUCAGUCUACCUACAGCUUACAGUUUGUUGUCAGAUGAGUGCAGUGUCAAAAAUA
Molecule: messenger RNA, 2258 nt
Organism: Archocentrus centrarchus (flier cichlid)
Lineage: Eukaryota; Metazoa; Chordata; Actinopteri; Cichliformes; Cichlidae
Product: protein shisa-5-like
Exons: 5
Coding region: 60-683 (207 amino acids)
Source: RefSeq, a predicted model, not a curated record